CGCAAGGCGGGAGCGCGCGGGAGCCGCGGGCGGGCCGCAGGAAGCAUGAAGGUCAUCACCUGUGAGAUAGUGUGGCAUAAUAAGGAGCCGGUUUACAGCUUGGACUUCCAGCAUGGAGCGGAUGGGAGGAUCAAUCGCCUGGCCUCGGCAGGGGUGGACACAGCCGUGAGGAUCUGGAAAGUGGAGAAAGGCCCAGAUGGAAAAGCCAUCGUGGAAUUCCUGUCCAACCUGGCGCGCCACACCAAGGCCGUGAACGUCGUGCGCUUUUCGCCCAGUGGGGAGAUCCUGGCCUCUGGAGGGGAUGAUGCUGUCAUUUUGCUGUGGAAGCUGAAUGACAGCAAAGAGCUGGAGCCGUUGGUUUUUCAGGAUGAAGAUGAAGCUCAGCUCAACAAGGAGAACUGGGCAGUCAUUAAAACUUUAAGAGGCCACUUGGAAGAUGUGUAUGAUAUUUGUUGGACCUCAGAUGGAAAUUACAUGGCAUCUGCUUCUGUAGAUAACACAGCAAUCAUGUGGGAUGUCAAUAAAGGACAGAAAGUUUCAAUAUUGAAUGAGCACAAGAGUUAUGUCCAAGGAGUAACCUGGGAUCCUCUGGGCCAGUAUAUCGCAACCCUGAGCUGUGACAGGGUCCUGCGAGUUUACAACACCCAAACCAAGCGAGUGGCCUUCAAUGUCACCAAGAUGCCAUCAGGAUCAGGAGCUGAAGGAGAGGCGAGGAGCUUUCGGAUGUUUCAUGAUGACAGCAUGAAGUCGUUUUUCCGCAGGCUCAGCUUCACUCCUGAUGGCUCCUACCUGCUCACUCCAGCUGGCUGUGUGGAAUCAGGAGAGAACGUUACAAACACCACCUAUGUUUUCUCCAGAAACAAUCUUAAAAGGCCCGUGGGUCACCUGCCCUGUCCUGGCAAGGGAACUCUGGCUGUUCGCUGCUGUCCUGUCUACUUUGAGCUGAGAGGAGCAUCUGCUAAAGAUGAAAUCAGUCCCAAAUCCCCCCCUGCCCUAUUUAACCUGCCCUAUCGGUUGGUGUUCGCUGUUGCUUCAGAAGAUUCUGUGCUGUUUUAUGACACUGAGCAGUCCUUCCCCUUUGGUUAUGUUUCCAACAUCCAUUACCACACCCUGAGUGACAUUUCAUGGUCCAGUGAUGGAUCCUUCCUGGCCAUUUCCUCCACGGACGGGUACUGCUCGUUCGUCACCUUCGGCAAGGACGAGCUGGGAGUGCCCCUGAAGGAAAAGCCCCAGAUCAAUGUCAGGACUCCUGGUGCAGCAGACAAGAAAGCCAAGAAGAGCCAGUCCCACAAAGUGAUUUCCCCAGGCUCCCGGCUGGCAGAGGGGACCCCUCCCAGCAGGGAUCCCCCCCUCCAACCUCGACCCCCUGGCACUGCUGACAAGGACCUGCCUUCCACACCUGUUGGCAUCAAAACCAUUCCAGUGCCAUCCUCAGAGGAGAGGAGAAGCAGCCAGGCAGCGAACCAGAGCAGCAAAGCCCCCCAGCCCAGGAGGGUCACCCUCACCACUCUACAGUCCUGUUUCAAAACACCCAGGAGAGUAAACUUGAUUUCCUUGAAGCCAGACACUCCAACCUCUGCAUAUCCAGACCCAGCUCCUGUCCCUCCUUCCUCAGAACAGGAACAUGAGAGAUCACUGCCCUCUGAUGAGAGCCUCCAAACUCCCCCAGCACAAAAACGUCCCAGGACUGAGGAAUUGUCCCUUCCUGCCCCUGCUGGAGAUCAAACCAGCUGUGAUCCCAACAAAUAAAGGCUGAGCAGACUCCUCACAGCCUGAAGUCAAAGCAGCCAUGUCUGAGUGCAUUUCUUUUUGCAAAAGUUCAACCCUCAACUCCCAAUUCAAGUUCCCUGUGCAUAUUUGAUGUAGAACUGUGAAGAAGCUGCCAGUGGAAGACACAGGUUUCAGGAAUGUGGUUCCGCCGUAGAAGAAAUAAUUGGGAAGUGACUUCAAGAAUAAGGAAAUCAGGGAAAUCUGAGGAUUAAAAAUCCAUCCAGUAAGCUGUGAGUCUCCAUCAGAGUUCCUAAAUCCACAUUUAUAAAGCAUUAUGUCUGCCAGUAAUGCGUCUGGCAAAAAGAAUUGAAUGCAUUCAUAAGAUUUGAUGUGGUUCAAGACCUAAAAAAGGGGGAAAUUGCAGCAUUUUGGUUUAUUUCUUCAACACUGUGUCAAAUAAUGCUCCUCGGUAGCUGUGGAGUGGAGCUGAUUGACUCUGAAAGCAGCAGCAAAGAUCAGGGCUGAGAUGUGGAAGCAGAAACGGGAAGAUUGAACUGCAAGAAACAAGCAAAGGGAGGAAACCCUCUGAAGAGCUGCUGUAAGAAUGAAACAGCAGCAAGUUCUUGUUUAAUUUCUGGACUUAAAAAAAGAAAUGCAGGUGUGAGAUUUUCCUGAGGCAGCAGCAUUUGAGUGUGUACAUUGAAAUUUCCCCUUUCCUUUUUUCCCCAAUAACUCCCUUAGCCAAUAAAACACACUCCAGUGGAUGGGAAACUUCUAAACCUGACAUUUUUUAGCAUUUAAUACUUCAUAAAAGCAGAAAUCUCAAUAUUCCAGAAGUGACUCACAGAAGUCUCACAGGGAGGAAAUAUUAACAAACACCUCUGUCAGUCUUUCAGGCAAAUGAACUCUUGCCUACAAUUAAAUUUCAACAAUUAAUAAGCAAGAAGUUGCAGGAAGCUUGAUGGGAGCUUGGUUUUCUCACUGUGCUGAGGAUGGAUCUUCAUUAGACUUAAUUAAACCUGGGUUUCCUUCUAGGGAAGAAUCAUAAACAGUUAAUUCUUACAUUUAUUUCUCUGGCUUGCUGAUAGAUCUUUUAAAAAAUUACAUUUGUGUCCUAAUUCUGCAUUCUUGAUUUUAUAUCUGUCCAUUCUCUGCAAAAAAAAAUUGUUUCUAUUCAUUCUAGAAUUACAUUUUAUAGUUGACUGAGGAAGAUUCGUCCUUGAGAGCAUUUCUCAGUUGGGAGAUGCAAACUGAAAAUCCUGAAAUGCCACAGGCAGCUCCAGCUUUUCCAUGGGUGUCUUUAGCAUCAUUUCUGUGGGAUAGGGAAGCCCUGUGGAUCAUCUCCAGUGCAAACUCUCCCUCAAAACCCACUUUUCCAUGGUUGAGUUUCUGCUCAUUAAAAUCUUGAGGAUUUCUUGCUCCUCCCCAAAAGCACGUGGACAUCCCACCUUGAAAUGCAGAAAUUUCUGGGAGCCACUGAACUGGGCAGGCCUUGUUCCAUAGAGCUUUGUAGGUAACUGCACCAGGGGUUUCAAGUAGAUUUUGAUAUUCUUCAGAUGGGUUUCAAAUAGAUUUUGCAAUUUUUUAGUUGGGUUUCAAGUGGAUUUUGCGGUUUUUCGGAUGGGUUUCAAAUAGAUUUUGUAACUUCCUAGCUGGUUGAGGAUUCACGUUUGUCUUGUUCCUGAAAAGACUUUCUGCUGUGUAAUAAUGGUGAAUUUUUAGACAGCCAGACCUUGUGCUCCUGUGCUGUUGGUUUUAAUUUUUAGCUAUCCAGAUGUCAAUAUUAAUUUAUCUUGUCAUUAAUUAACCACUGCAAUUUGGUCAAAAUUUCCUUGAUCCUUGCCCAUGGAUUCCAAACAGACUCUGUAUUUUCUGUGCACAUUCCCUGUGUUUAUAUGAACUUUGUUACCAAAUAAAGAGCAUAAAGACCAUAAAAUUAAUCAAGAAAAACAGA
Molecule: messenger RNA, 3664 nt
Organism: Corvus hawaiiensis (hawaiian crow)
Lineage: Eukaryota; Metazoa; Chordata; Aves; Passeriformes; Corvidae
Gene: CHAF1B
Product: chromatin assembly factor 1 subunit B
Exons: 14
Coding region: 46-1749 (567 amino acids)
Biological process (GO): DNA replication-dependent chromatin assembly; nucleosome assembly
Cellular component (GO): CAF-1 complex; nucleus
Molecular function (GO): protein binding
Source: RefSeq, a predicted model, not a curated record